Molecule: messenger RNA, 3781 nt
Organism: Meloidogyne enterolobii
Lineage: Eukaryota; Metazoa; Nematoda; Chromadorea; Rhabditida; Meloidogynidae
Source: the annotation of a GenBank genome assembly
GUAUCUUGGACCUUUAGUUAGUAUUGAGUAUAUCUUAAAUACUCUUAGACGUCCUCUGCCUUCUAGACACCCCCUCACUCCUCACUCAAUCGCUGAGACUCCCCCUUGCUUAGAUGUCACUUCUCACUCAGUAUCUCUCAUUAAGUGAUCUUUAAAGUGAGGUCCAUCAUAGAAAAAACAGCCACGUUUCCUUAUAUUUUAAUUUACAGCUCGACAACCCAGCAAUAAUAUUGACAGACUCCCCGCCUACGAAAACCUUACACGUUUCGAUUUAAACAUUAAAAAGAAACGGAUGCUUAACUCAACCAAUUCACAAGACGAUACCAACAUUAAUUUGCUUAAUAACGGGGAAGUUUCUAUCCGUCAAAGGUCCUUCAGUUCGAAUAAUGCACCUCCAGUUAAAAUGGCUGCUUCUGGCGCUAUUAAAGUUAAGAGGAAAUUGACGACCUUGGGCCCUAUGAAGGCUAAGGAUACUGUAAAUAUAGCGGAGAAUACGGCUACAACUUCGUCGACGAUUACUACAACUACGACUAAUACAGACUCAGAUUCUGGUCGGCCCCGUUCAACCAUGGAAGAAUUAGAAAAUAUGCCUGAUGAAGUAAAUGAAGAAAGACCUCAACGGGAUGGAGAUGAGAAUGUAGAUGGAGAGGAGGAUGAUUACCCUGAAGAGCCGCCUGAAUUAAUGGCAUUGCACCAGAUGGAAAAAAGGAGAAGGAAGAAAUCUUCAAAGGGGAAAAAUGAAGGAGGGAUUGGGGAGAAUGAGGAGGGGGAAGAGAGGGAAGGGAAUGGACGGGAAGAGGAGAUGGAAAAGGAGGAGGAGGGAGAUGAACAAGAGGAUGAGGAAGGAGAGGGGUUAGAUACUGUAGGAGAUGGAAUGGAGGAUCAGAGGGAAGAUGGAAGGGAAGAUAGGGAGGAGGCUUUGGAUGAAGUGGCGAUGAAUGAAGAUGAAGACAAGGAUGAGGAUGAAGACAAGGAAGAGGAUGAUGAAGAGAAUAAUGAGGAUGAAGAUGAGGAAGUAAGGCGAAUAAACAAGGUUGAGGAUAUGAAAGAAGAGGAUGUUGAGGAACUAAACAAGAUGGAUGAGGCAGUAACCCCUCCAAUGAUCGAAGAAGAAGGACCAAAAUCACCUUCACCUGUUCAAUACACAAUUGUCCAUACGGGUGAGAGCAACCCAGAACAGGGAAAUGAAGGGGGAAUGAGUGGGGUUUACUCAGAUGAAUUGGAACGGAUAUUGUAUGGGCAGGCUGCAGUAAAGAUUCAGAGCGUGUGGAGAGGAUACACAGUCCGUAAAGGCUUCAAACACACACGUUUCUCCGAACACCCAAUCUACAUUGGAACAGGUAGUUAUGGCCCUAGGCGUCGCUCGAAGAAUAAUUUGUAUAAGCCGAACGAAAGGCAUCAUGCGAUUAUUACACGUGUUAAAACACCAAAAUCUGGGAAGAGGAAGACUUCAUUUAAAAAGACGUCUACUACCAUGCUUGUCCCCGAUUAUGGGAAUGAAACAGCCCACGAUUCGUCUUCGGAUAGAGAAGAAGCCAGUGUUACCGAGCUACUCCAAGGAAAGCAAAGAUUGGGGUGGGAAAUGUCACAAGACCACAUUGACAAAAGCCCAGUAAAUUCACAGAGAACACCUCGGACAGGUAUGUUAGUCCUCUUGUCAGUGAUAAGAUGUAUUUCAGACUAUCUCUACACCAUUACCGUGCUCACCGGAAACCGGUGGGCGGCUGAUACAGAGGCUGAUCUCUAUAUAAUAAUGGUGGGAGCGGGCGGGGUUGAGUCAGAACGAUUAUGGCUUCGACAGGAGUUCACAAAUUGGUUGCAGAGUGGGGCAAAUGGACAGCGCUUUCGACAAAACCAUUCCGACUCCUUCCAGUUCCGAGUACCCAGCAGAUUGGGAAUUUUGAAAAAAUUGACAAUUGGGCACGACUGUAAAGGAUACGGUGCUGGCAUCUUCAUUGACAGGAUAAUGGUUACUGAGGAUGAAGAAGCUAGUGAGGAUUGUCGCCAAUUUCUUUUCCUAUGCAAUAAAUGGCUUGAUUCGGGCCAAGUUGAUGGAAAAUUGGAGCGCACAAUUCGACUCAGCUCCUUCUACGAAAUUUCAUCAAUCCCUAUAGAGGAUCGAGUAACAAGUAAAUUUAAAGAUUUAAAGGGAAAGAAAUAUAAAAAUUUAAAAGGAGGUCGUUGGGAGUUAAUUCUCCAUGGAGGCUCAGAAAAGGGGUUGGGAGGAACAACUUCACAAUUAUCCAUUACUGGGUAUGGAACUCGAGCCCAGUCAACAACCUCUGGCUUGUAUGACUCCAACAUGGCUAAGGUUCCUUCUGAUGCUUUGAUACAGCUCGAUUUUGGUGACAUUGGUGAACUACUUAAAGUACGUGUUGAGAUUGAUGGAACUGGAAGCAGUCCAGAUUAUUUUCUCAAUUUUGUGGAAUUCAAGGAUCUGGACACCGAAGAACGCUUUGUGGUCAUGUGUGGAAAGUGGCUGCGUUGGAAAAGUACAAAGAAGGGGGAUCAGCCGUUUAGAGAACUCUCUGCUUUUCAUAUCGGAGUUGAACCAUUGCCUUUGAUAACCUAUGAGGGCAAAAUCAGCGUUCAAUCAACCCCCAAAAUUGAGUGUUUAGACAAUAAGGAGGUUCUAAUGGAUUUGCAUGGAGAUCUAGGAGAGACAGGCAUAUUUCGAGUAACUAUCUCUCCGCCUAUGGACUACAAAGAAAAACAAUUAAAAUCUGGGGAUGAAGAAAAUAUGCCGAUAAAUGAAGACAUUGACAAGGAGAAUGAAAAUAUUGACAUUUCAUUCAAAGUAGAGGCUGUAAGCGUCGGUCGAGUAGUCGGUGCCCGUCUUCGUUUCGAACCAAAUUCAAUUGGAGAACAAAUAGUAGAUGGACUUUUGGCCAUUCAAGGCCUAUUUCAAAAGCAAGGGCUUUGGCCCCUCUCCUCAAAUUCAGAAUUUUUGUGUGGGCGAAUACUCCUUCGAGAAUCUUACCACACCCCGUAUCGUUACGUCCUAACUCGUUCUCAAUUUCAUGAAUUAUCGGAGCAGACUCAAUUUUGUACUAAAGAGUUAUUGACAACCGAAAUGGAGGGUGUUUCCACUCGUCUACCUCGACGGAAACAAGCACCAAAAGAAAGGUCCAACUGGUUACUCCAAGUUUCCCUGGCUUAUGGUUCCACAAUUUUGCCCGAAAUUGAAUUAUGCGGGGAGAACGGCUCGAAUGUCAGAAUGCGUCCAAUGAACACAAAUUGCUCUGAUGGGAUGUUAAGCUAUCAGGUGCCGCCAAAAUCAACUCAAGAAAGAAGUGAAGAGAAUGACGAGCUUUUUGGACACCACGGGAAGAGUGGGGAGGAUGCAGAGCUCCUUGGAAAGCAAAGAGAAAGGGAAGAGAAUGACGAGCUUUUUGGACAUCACAGAAAAAAUGUGGAGGAUGCAGAGCUGUUUGGACAGCUUCGAAAAAUACGCAUCUUUAUCGAAGAUGAAGGGAAGAAACUGACUGGGGUGGAAGCUAGUGAGGAAGAAAACAAUUUGGAAGACAAAGAAGUGAAGCAACCCUUCACUAUAGUGGAGAAAAUUAGAAUUUCGGAUACUGUAAAUGGAGAUGAAAUUAGAUUCCCGGCGGCAGACUGCCAUUUACAGAAAUAUUCGGUUUAUGAAUUGUCGGCUAUUUGGCCUGAUAAACCGCCUAUUCCGAUUGUUAUCUACUUCGUUCGGAUUGUCGCCGGUGAAGCAUCCCCUCAACACCUGCCUGGCAUAAACGUACGGCUUAAUGUAUCCGGAGAAUAUGGGUAA